Ricinus communis (castor bean) is the source of this 3091-nucleotide messenger RNA. RefSeq names its product pentatricopeptide repeat-containing protein At5g46460, mitochondrial. Bases 784 to 2904 code for a protein of 706 amino acids. The record is from RefSeq and is a predicted model, not a curated record. Gene Ontology annotation, molecular function: protein binding; RNA binding; zinc ion binding. The transcript has 2 exons. Lineage: Eukaryota; Viridiplantae; Streptophyta; Magnoliopsida; Malpighiales; Euphorbiaceae. Gene Ontology annotation, biological process: RNA modification.
ACGUGGACCCCUUCCAUUCUUUCUUCUUUCUUCUUUUUCUUUUUCUUCCAUUCUUUAUAAGAAAAGCAAAUCAAAGAUAACACACUCAAAUUUGAUGUAUAGAAAGCAAUUCAAGAAUUUAACUAAAACUUUGAUGUUUACUCACAAUGAAAAUGAGUUACUUGCUGCACAUUACUACGAAUAUUGAUGGAUACCAAAUGAAGAGACUUCAAAUCCAGACUAUAUUUCCAUUCUUACACUUCUCAAAUUAAUUUCUAAUUUUAUAUUUUUACUAUUUAUAAUUAUUAUUAAAGUGUAAAUAUCUGAUAUAUUAAAUAUGUUUAGAAAGUAAAGAUUUUAUUCCAAUAAAAUUUAUGUACCACACAGAAAGAAUCAUCAAGUUUUUGCUAAUAAUAACUUGUGGGUUCCAAUCUGAGAAGUAGAAACGAUCUCUCUUCAAAAUAUAAAACAGAGUUGAGUACAUAAAUCCCCAUUUUCCAUCUGUCUAAGCAUUUAAUUGAUUUUUUUUUAUUUGAAUAUAAAAUGUUUAUCAACUUAUACAAGAACUAUCUGAGCGGAACGUUAUUUCUGUUGGAACCUAGUCGGAGAUGAGAAAUGUUCCAGCAUGGGAAUGCGAAGAUUCUUUAAUAUUGUGGGGAAUGGAUAAACCUGAACAAGAGUCUGAUAUUGCUGAUUUUAUGGCCGAAGCUGUGCGUUUUAAUCCUCUCAAACCGAAAUCCAACACAUGCUUGGUUGGUUAUUGAACGUUACUGUAACUGUAAGACCGUGCCCCACUCUCGCGCCAUGUUUCGGAUUUUCAAAUCUCAACCCAAGAUUUUCCACUUUUCAAUUUGGAACCAUGUGGUUCCCAUUCUUUUCACAAGGUUCUCUAAAUCCUUGGUGGGUGUUAGUUAUUGUACCUGUACAAUUGCUCCCUCUUACAGAGACUUGCUAUCUGAUCUCCUAAAGAACCAAAAGUUAGACCAAGCCCGUUUUCUCUUUGCUAAAAUCUCAUCUCCAGAAGCGUAUCUAUGCACUUUAAUGAUUAAUGGUUAUGCAAGAAGUGGUAGAUUAAAUGAUGCAUUAAUGUUGUUUGAUAGAAUGACUGUUCGAGAUAUAAUUUCUUGGAAUUCGAUGAUAAAAGGCUGCUUAGAUUGUGGAGAUUUGGGUAUGGCUAGAAGAUUAUUUGAUGAAAUGCCUGAAAGAAAUGUUGUUUCUUGGACUACGAUGGUUAAUGGGUAUUUGAAGUUUGGGAGAGUUGAGAUUGCUGAAAGAUUUUUUUGGGAUAUGCCAGUAAGGGAUGUCGCUGCGUGGAAUGCGAUGAUUUUUGGGUAUUGUGGGAAUAGGAGAGUUGCAGAUGGUUUGAACUUGUUUGAAAAGAUGCCUUGUAGAAAUGUUAUUUCCUGGACUUCAAUGAUUGGUGGGCUUGACCAGAAUGGGAAAAGUGAAGAGGCUUUGAUUCUUUUUGGGAAGAUGAUGGAUUCAGGUGUUAAGCCUACUUCAACCACAUAUGCUUGUGUGUUGACGGCUUGUGCAAAUGCAAUGGACUUCAAUAUGGGUGUGCAAGUUCAUGGUCGUGUUAGUAAGUUAGGAUAUAAAAGUGAUGAAUUUAUAUCAGCCUCAUUGAUAACAUUUUAUUCAAACUGCAAACAAGUCAAGAAUGCUCACCAGGUUUUCAAUGAGACAUUGUCUAAAAAUGUGGUUAUAUGGACAGCACUUUUGACAGGAUGUGAAUUAAACAGUAAGCAUGAAGAUGCAUUGAGGGUUUUCAGUGAUAUGAUAAAGAUGGGUGUUUUUCCGAAUCAAUCUACAUUCAUUAGUGCUUUUAAUUCAUGUCGUGGAUUAGAGGCCCUUGACAGGGGUAAGGAGAUUCACACAGUAACCGCUAAACUAGGUUUGGAAACUGAUGUCUUUGUUGGUAAUUCUCUCGUAGUCAUGUAUAAUGAAUGUGGUAACGUAAAUGAUGCUGUAGCUGUAUUUAAAAAGAUUAAAGAGAAGAAUGAUGUCUCAUGGAACUCAAUUAUUGUUGGAAGCUCACAGCAUGGACAUGGCAUCUGGGCUCUGAUUUUUUUUAACCAAAUGAUACGUGCAUGUGUAGACCCAGAUGAGAUCACAUUGACUGGUUUGCUUUCUGCUUGCAGCCAUUCUGGGAUGUUACAGAAGGGAAGACGAUUUUUCCAGUAUAUUCAUAGGUACAAACCCAUUAAGCUGAAGCUUCAACAUUAUGCUUGUAUGGUGGAUAUCUUAGGUAGAUGUGGGAAGUUGGAAGAAGCAGAGGAGUUAAUAGAAAAUAUGCCUAUGGAAGCGAAUUCUAUGAUAUGGUUAGCACUCCUCGGUGCUUGUAGGAUGCAUUCUAGUUUAGAGGUUGCUGAAAGAGCUGCAGGAAAUAUCUUUAAUCUAGAACCACAAUGUAGUGCCGCCUAUGUUCUGUUGUCUAAUCUAUAUGCUUCUGCAGGUAGAUGGAGUGACGUUUCCAGAAUAAGAGUGAAGAUGAAGCAAGGGGGAAUAGUAAAACAAGCCGGGUGUAGUUGGGUAGUUCUAAAAGGAAGGAAACAUGAAUUUCUUUCUGGAGAUAGGUCUCAUGUGCUUAGUGAGAAAAUAUAUGAGAAGUUGGACUGGUUGGGAGGAAAAUUGAAGGAAUUUGGUUAUGUUCCUGAUCGGAGACUAGCUCUGCAUGAUGUUGAGGAUGAGCAAAAGGAAGAGAUGUUAUCUUAUCAUAGUGAAAGGCUCGCGAUUGGAUUUGCUCUGGUUAGUACUGUGGAGGGAAGUACAAUAACGGUGAUGAAGAAUCUCAGAGUAUGUGGAGAUUGCCACUCUGUAAUUAAGCUUAUAACAAACAUUACAGAUCGGGAGAUUGUUGUCAGAGAUUCUAGUCGCUUCCACCACUUCACUAAUGGUAUUUGUUCAUGUGGAGAUUAUUGGUAGCACAGCGGUUGUUGCAAUGACUUCUGGCGUAGGUUAAUCAAUAAUUAACUAUAGAUUGAGUUCAUAUUUCAACCAGCAUCUUGGGUUUUAUUGCCUCUUGUCAAAUGCCUGAGAAGACCUUGUGUAUAGUUUUGUUCUGUGCAUUUAACAUUUAUAAUUAACCACCGAUCAGUAACUUAUUAUGUUA